CCCGUCCACAUCUCCCCGUACGUCCCCACAACCGUCUCCUCGCCUCGCCCUCACUCACCGAAACACACCCACAUCCUCUGUUACCCGCGCUCACAGUCGCGAUGUCCGAGAAAGUCGACGCGCCCACGUCCUCCGACGCCUCCCUCGCCAAGGGCGGCGACCCGUCCCAGGGCCCGAAGGCGAUCAUCAAGAACGUCGACAUGUCCGAGGACAUGCAGCAGGAGGCCGUCGACGUCGCCCACGCCGCGCUCGAGAAGUACAACAUCGAGAAGGACAUCGCUGCCCAGAUCAAGAAGGAGUUCGACAAGCGCCACGGGCCCACCUGGCACGUCGUCGUCGGCAAGAACUUUGGCUCGUAUGUUACCCAUGAAACGAAGCACUUCAUCUACUUCUACAUCGGCACCCUCGCCAUCCUCAUCUGGAAGUCAUAGGACGCUCUCUUCGCUGGAGCGUCGCAGGAGGUCCGCAAAGUUGUACCAGGGGUUAGCAGGUCCGGGGCUCGCACGCCAAUACCACACACACACGCAUCAUCACCACCAAUCACCACCAUCGCGCGCGAUCACCCACCCCGUCCGUGUCGUAUAUGAACCGUCGUCGUGCGCUGUAUACAUCUUCU
This is a messenger RNA of Trametes versicolor FP-101664 SS1, 616 nucleotides long. RefSeq names its product dynein light chain. The record is from RefSeq and is a predicted model, not a curated record. Gene Ontology annotation, biological process: cilium assembly; microtubule-based process. The coding region runs from base 102 to 431 and encodes 109 amino acids. Gene Ontology annotation, cellular component: cytoplasmic dynein complex. NCBI's taxonomy places the organism in Eukaryota, Fungi, Basidiomycota, Agaricomycetes, Polyporales, Polyporaceae. The transcript is spliced from 2 exons. Gene Ontology annotation, molecular function: dynein intermediate chain binding; dynein light intermediate chain binding.